Messenger RNA from Dromiciops gliroides (monito del monte), 2441 nucleotides. RefSeq names its product cyclin dependent kinase inhibitor 1B (gene CDKN1B). Gene Ontology annotation, cellular component: nucleus; cytoplasm. The transcript has 3 exons. Bases 528 to 1127 code for a protein of 199 amino acids. Gene Ontology annotation, biological process: regulation of cell cycle; negative regulation of cell population proliferation; G1/S transition of mitotic cell cycle. Lineage: Eukaryota; Metazoa; Chordata; Mammalia; Microbiotheria; Microbiotheriidae. Gene Ontology annotation, molecular function: cyclin-dependent protein serine/threonine kinase inhibitor activity; protein-folding chaperone binding. The record is from RefSeq and is a predicted model, not a curated record.
CUUUCUUCAGCCUCCCUUCCACCGCCAUAUUGGGCAACUAAAAAAAAGUGCUCGGCUUUUCGGGGUGUCUUUUGAUAUAACUUCCCUUUUUCCCAGUCUCUUCCUACACCAGGACUUUUGAGAUAAGCCAGGUGUUUUUGUCUUGUUCGGUUUUGUUUCCUCCGCGGCUCGGUUUGGGAAACCCGCAGGCUCGUACCGGCUUGGUCUUGGACUAGCUUUCCCCAUUUCCCCUCCCCUCCCCUCCCCUUCUCUCCUUUCCCCCCUCCCUCUCCCUCCCUCCCCUCGUCCCUCCCUCCCUCUCUCCCUUACACUUGAUCUGCUGGGAGACUUUUCUGCUGGCUCUCCCGGGCUUCCCCCUGCCCCCUCCCCCAAACCCAACACUGAUCCUAAAGCUUGUGUAAUUAUUGGUGGUUGUUUGUUUCCCUUGGCCCCGAACGGGAAUCGCGGGACCUAUAUAAAAGGGGCUACGUGUUCGGACUUUUUUGUUGUUGUCGUUUUUAAAAGUUGAGUGGAGACGAGGGAGGACGAUGUCAAACGUGCGUAUUUCUGAUGGGAGCCCGACCCUGGAGCGGAUGGAAGGCAGGCCGGCGGAGUACCCCAAGCCUUCAGCUUGCCGCAGCCUCUUCGGCCCAGUGAACCAUGAAGAUUUAACGCAGGACUUAAAGAAGCAUUGCAGGGACAUCGAGGAGGACUGCCAACGCAAGUGGAAUUUCGACUUUCGGAAUCACAAGCCCUUGGAGGGGAGUUAUGAGUGGCAACCUGUGGAGAAAGAUAGUUUGCCCGAGUUUUAUUUCAGGCCCCCCCGGAACCCCAAAGGGAGAUGCCAGUUGCCCGGUCAGGAGAGUGGGGAUCUAAACGGAGUGCGCCAAGCGGGGUUUUUCAUUGCUUCUCAGGGAAUCUCAGAGGACACCCACUUAAGAGAUCAAAAGACUGAGGGUGCAUCCGAAAGCCAGACGAGUUUGGCAGACCAGUGCACUGAGACGAGGAAACGACCGGCCACGGAUGAUGUCUCACCUCAAAACAAAAGAGCCAACAUUACUGAAGAAGAGGUUUCAGACACUUCUCCCAAUGCUAGUUCAGUGGAGCAGACGCCCAAGAAGCCCAGUCUCAGAAGACAUCACACGUAAACUACUUAGAAUUAAGAAUGUGUCCUUGUUCAUUGGAUAUACCAGAGCUUGAUGAAACAAGGAAGAUAUAAAUUAAAUUUUAAGAAUACAUAUCGCUGACUUCAUGGAAUGGAUAUCCUGUUUAAGCACUGAAAAGCAACAACAAAAUAACACUAAAAUUGUAGGCACUCUUAAAAGAUGUGCCUCUAAAAGCAUUGGAUGUAGCAUUAUGCAAUUAGGUUUUUCCUUAUUUGCUUCAUUGUACUACCUGUGUAUAUAGUUUUUACCCUUUAUGUAGCACAUAAACUGGGAAAGGGGGAGGGCAGUGGGGUGGGCUAAGAUAUGAAGAAAACUUGCUUCAAAUUAUAUAGCAAGAAUAUAAAUAUAUGACUUGCAUGAAAAGAAGCAACCUUGGGUUGAGGGUGGUGGUUAAGCUUUCCUUUAAAGAUGUAAUAUCCCUUUCAGUGAGAUCUGAAAUUUCUUUUUAAAUUUUAUUUUAAAUUGCAACAAUUAAAACAGUCAACAGCUGAUUACUGUUUAUUAUAUUACACUUAUUAAGAAUCAGGAGCUCUGAUGUGUCCAUUAUGUUAAAGCAAAGGCUUUUUUAAAAGGAAGGUUAUAAAGUGGAAACCUCUUUAAAGUGAAGUAAUUAUCCAGUUAAUUAAGGCUUAAGCAAACAAUCCACAUAAUUCAGGCAAAAACCAAAAUUGACUAUGAGUUCUGAAUGAUCAAAAUUGGCAAUCUGUACUUAUCAGAUAAGCCAGAAGAUUGUCUACAUAUUACCUUCAUUUUGUCCUUGCAAACAUGGCCUAAAUAAUGCUCUCUGGGUAUUUAAAAAAAAAAAAAGAAAGAAAAAUCUUGAGAUUCAAGUUAAAAAAAAUAAUGGGAUGCUUUUUUAAUUUAAAAAUUCUCAUUCUGUCUUGGCCAUUUUACCCAGAGAGAUGUGAUGUGUUUGAUGGAAGGUGAGAAUAGAUCAGAAGUAGUUGCUGGUGGAGGAGGGAAAUGGAUACUGCAUCUUUAAACAGUAUUUCUACAUUGCUGUAUGUUUAUGAAACAUUUUAAAGUGUACCUGUGUACAUAACUCUGUAAAGACACUGAGAAAAUUAUACUAACUUAUUUAUGUUAAAAAGAUUUUUUUUUAAAUCUAGAAAAUAUAAAAGCCAAAGUGGCCUGUUUUGUGCAUUUGUAAAUGCUCUAUUGGGUAGGCUUUUAGGGAUUUUUUUUUCUCCUGUUAAAUAAUAUGGCUGUGCUUAAAGGAUUGCCUACUGAGCCAAGUAUAACUUUUUUGUAAUGUGUAAUUGUUCCCUAUCAAACAAUCAAUAAAUAAAACUGCCA